Molecule: messenger RNA, 1377 nt
Organism: Dioscorea cayenensis subsp. rotundata (Guinea yam)
Lineage: Eukaryota; Viridiplantae; Streptophyta; Magnoliopsida; Dioscoreales; Dioscoreaceae
Product: perakine reductase-like
Exons: 7
Coding region: 38-1081 (347 amino acids)
Cellular component (GO): cytoplasm
Source: RefSeq, a predicted model, not a curated record
ACCAUAGUACCGGCUGCUCAUACAGUGCAUUGAAGACAUGGAGAAGAAGAGGAUGAUCCCAAGAGUAAAACUGGGAACACAAGGAUUAGAGGUAUCCAAGUUGGGAUUUGGAUGCAUGACACUGAGUGGAGGUUACAACAACCCUCUGCCAGAAGAGGAAGGGAAAGCCAUCAUUAAGCAUGCAUUCAACCAAGGGAUCACCUUCUUUGACACCUCUGACCUUUAUGGACCUCAUACUAAUGAGAUCUUGAUUGGCAAGGCAUUGAAGGAGUUGCCUAGAGAGAAGAUCCAAUUGGCAACGAAGUUUGGUAUUGUGAACAUGUUUGGAGAUGGUGGUAUGAAGGUGAAUGGGAGGCCAGAAUAUGUGAGGGCUUGCUGUGAGGCCAGCCUCAAGAGACUCCAAUUGGACUACAUUGAUUUGUAUUAUCAGCAUAGGAUUGAUCAGACUGUUCCUAUUGAGGAAACUAUGGGAGAAUUGAAAAAGUUGGUGGAAGAGGGGAAAGUGAAGUACAUUGGCUUAUCAGAACCUAGUCCAGAUACAAUCAGGCGUGCUCAUGCAGUGCAUCCCAUUUCUGCAGUUCAAAUGGAAUGGUCUUUAUGGACUCGUGAUCUUGAACAAGAGAUUGUCCCACUUUGCAGAGAACUUGGAAUAGGAAUAGUGCCAUACAGUCCACUCGGUCGGGGAUUCUUCGGUGGCAAAGCAGUUGUAGAAAAUCUUCCUGAAAACACAAUCUUGGUUCAACAUCCAAGAUUCACUGGUGAGAACUUGGAGAAGAACAAAGCAAUGUAUAUGAGAGUUGACGAUUUGGCAAAGAAACAUCAAUGCAGCCCUGCUCAACUAGCUCUUGCUUGGGUUCUUCAUCAAGGGGAUGAUGUUGUUCCUAUUCCUGGGACAACCAAAAUCAAAAACCUGGAUAGUAACAUUGGUGCUCUGAAAGUGAAGUUAAAUGAGGAGGAGUGGAGAGAGAUUACAGAUAUAGUUUCUGCUGAAGAGGUUGCAGGGUCCAGAACUUAUGGUUGUGCUGAAUCAUUUAGCUGGAAGUAUGCAAAUACACCACUUCCCCCAUCAGCUUCAGAGUGAAGAUCCAGUCUUGGCUGCAGAAAUAAAUUGGAUUGAGAUCAGAGUCCUUUUUCAUGAUAUUUUGAACUUAGGAUCUUGUUAUAGAUAUGCAGAAAUAAGAAUACCAUUUUCAUCUCAUAGGACUCUUCAUUGAGUGCAAUCAUGUAGCUGACAGCGUGUAUUUCAUUCUGAUUGAUCAACCAGGUCAGUUAAUUUUAAUGUAUCGUUAUAUCAAUGCCAUAAAUUGGAUUGAAAACAGUGUGUAUUUUGUCCUAAAGUGAUGAUCAACCUGGUCAGUGAAUUUUAAUGUAUUGUUA